AUGUUCCUCUUCCUUUUUGUGGUGCUGCUCUGCGGCCCACUGUCUCUGGCCAUCCAAGAGGCAGAUGUCGGGGUCAUAGACUGGCACACACGGCUUGUGGGCAAGCCCCUUGCCCCGCCCGUCUUUCACCACGUAGGCAGUGAAUCUGUCAUUGUCGUUCCAACCGCAAGCAACGUUCUUGCCGCGCUGAAUACGUCUGACGGUUCAAUUGUAUGGAGAUACGUGUUUGACCAGGCAGACGGACUCGUGAAUGUCCGCGUUGACAGUGACUUCGUGGCAGCGCUUUCUGGCGUAGGGGGCUCUACAUUACGGAUAUUCGAGACAAGCACCGGUGCGAUAACACGAGAGCAGAGGCUGAAAACUCCGGAAGGCAGCCCGACUGGUAUAGAUGUUGCCCAAAACAAGUUCGUGUUGAACUCUCGCAGUAUCACUCGCGUUGGAGAGGGCGAAUGGAUCUGGGAUGCUCCAGAAAACCAGGGCCCAUAUUCGAAACUUGUGCAUACGGACGCAUCUCUUUUCGCUGUUGGACACAAUACCGACACCUUCGGCCUUCAUCUCGCGUCAAUCGACCCGCAAACAGGCUCGACCAUUCAGACAGCAUUCAAACACUUGGCGCCACGUAUCUCAUCUUUCAUAGUAGUGGCUGACUUGGCUGUCUGGAUCGAGCCUGUCGUGCAGAGUCUUGAAUUCUUGCAACUGAUCCCGUCGUUGCAAUCGUCAAUACGAGUGGAGAAGGAACUCAAGUGGAUGGCCGUCGUCGAUGUAGAUCUCCAGAAGCAGGGUCUCUUUGUGGGGGUUUUAGCAAACGGAGACGCUAAAGUGUUGAAAGUGAAGGAGGGCGGCGUCAUCGAGGCAGUCCAUACAUUCCCUGCCAAUGACGGACCACAGUCAAUCUUUUCGGGUGGUUUGGACAAUCAGGGCAACGCUUUCAUCGCGCGCUUGUGGACCACGAUAGAUAGCAGGACCCGCGUCGAAAUUUAUAGCCCAGCUCAAAAUCUUGUCCAAUCCACGUUCCUGGUCAAUCCGCACCGACAAGGGACUGUCACACAUCUUGGUAUUGACAGGACGAGACUGGCAAUCACGACUUCUACCGGUUCUAUCCAGCUAUGGGACAAUGAACAGCUUCUUUGGACUCGUGAAGAAGGCCUUGCAAGCAUUGAUGUAGCUGCCUUGGUCGAGCUGCCCCUUCCUGAACGUAUUGCCCACGUCGCUGCAAACGAAUCGUUUAUUUCUCGCCUUCUGCGACAGAUCUCUGACACUAAGGACUUUCCCGCAUAUGCUGCUGCUUUUGCUCAACGUUUCGUGGGUGGAGUAGAAGAUGCUGUAGCGACUACGGUCGAUGCACCUCUCAUCCGGGAUUCGUAUGGCUUCCGGCAAGUUCUCGUUGUGGCAACUGCAUACGGCUCUGCAUUUGGCAUCGACACUGCGAAUGGAGCGAUCAUUUGGACUCGAGUUUUCGGGCUUGGCUGGGCCGGUGCAGAUGUCGGUGGCUCGGUACAACCACUCAAGAUAUUUGUUUUGAGCGGUGAGGGAGAAAAGAAGGAUGCUGUGAUUGUUGCGCUGAGGAAGGCAGAUAACGGCCUCGUUGAUACUGUAGUUUUCAGAAUCGAUCCUCUGACUGGCCAGUCAAUUACUCCUGUCGAAAAGGAUACCGAACAACUUUUACAAGGAGAAGACCUCAUCCGUGGACCACUUGUAGCAGCAUUUCCACUCCCAAGUUCCGACGUCAUUCUCCUAAUCGAUGAAUAUUUCCAAGUCAAUCCCUACCCGGCCACUGAAGCAAGCGACAAACUUGUUGCCAAAGUUGCAUCGAAGAUGUUCUUGCCAUUCCUGCAGAGUUUCCAAGAUGGUCCACGAGUCGUUGGUCAUGGCCUGAAGCUCGACGAAAAGCUUUCGGACAAAUACCUUGCCUAUCGAACGUGGGGCUUGAAUCUUCCCCGCGGUGAGAUAGUAACGCGGCUGAUCCGACCUCAAGUUGGACCAGUGGUGUCGUAUGGCAAGGUCCUCGGCAAUCGAACAACACUAUACAAGUACCUCAACCCGCGGAUGUUUGUGGUGCUCACCCAAAGCACCGACACAGCCCCUGAGCCAGGAUGUGGACUGUACGUUGUGGAUGGAGUCAAAGGCAGCGUGUUAUAUUCUGUUGCACUCCCCGCAAACGGAGAGGCGGUUUGUGAUGUCCAGGCAACGUUUACAGAGAACUGGUUAGUUUAUCAUUAUUACGACGGGGAGGGCAUGGGAACGGGCCAGACCAAGACUUGGAAGAUUGUAACGGUCGAACUGUACGAGGGAGGCUUGGACGAGAAAACGCGCAGCUCCGAUAUGUCUGCGUUUUCUGAAGACCUUCUGCAGGUCGAGCCAUUAGAGCAGUCGUACAUCUACCCCCACCAGGUGACCGCAAUGACGACGACAUCGACCAAAUUCGGAAUAACCACCAAAAAUGUCAUCGUGGCUACACAGAACAACAAAGUUCACGAAAUUCCGCGCAGGAUGCUCAAUCCACGCCGACCAAAAGACCGCAAGCCUACCGCUGAGGAGCAGCAAGAAGAGCACCUACUUCCCUAUGAACUGCUCAUGCCGGAUGACCCGCGGCGCACAAUAUCUCACCAAUAUGAAGUGGCGCGCGUCCGCAACAUCAUUACCGCGCCGGCCUUAUUGGAAUCCACAUCACUUGUGUUUUCCUAUGGUCUCGAUUUGUUUUUCACACGGGUUGCGCCAUCAAGCACAUUCGAUGUUCUCAGCAAGAGCUUCAAUAAGGCCCAGUUGGUGUUAACGGUCUUUGGUUUGGGCCUGGGCAUUGCCAUAACGCGGCCGAUGGUGAGGAGGAAGCGUUUAAGGGAGAGUUUGACUACACAUGCCUGA
Messenger RNA from Mycena indigotica, 2862 nucleotides. RefSeq lists its product as uncharacterized. Gene Ontology annotation, molecular function: protein binding. Gene Ontology annotation, cellular component: EMC complex. The record is from RefSeq and is a predicted model, not a curated record. Gene Ontology annotation, biological process: protein folding in endoplasmic reticulum. NCBI's taxonomy places the organism in Eukaryota, Fungi, Basidiomycota, Agaricomycetes, Agaricales, Mycenaceae. The coding region runs from base 1 to 2862 and encodes 953 amino acids. The transcript is spliced from 10 exons.